AUGCCGCGAUUACUAGAAAGCGAAAUUACAAAGUAUUUAGAAACUCUUGAAGAUUCAGAAGAUGGCUUAGACGGCUCGGACUCCGAAGUAGAGGAUGAAGGUCACUAUUAUCAAACAGCUCGAGAUGUUCUUCAGUACCUUGAAAAUAGUGAUGAAGGUGAGAAUGCCCAGUCUGAUGAAGUGGAUGCUGAUCCUCCUCUCGUAAUUGACAACGAUCAAAAUAUGCCAGACCCUCCUAUUUUGGAAGCCGGAGAAGCAGUACCCCAGAGUAGAUCACAAGGGAUUUCUAAGCGACCUCUGGUUUGGCGAAAACGGAAUCUUGUUACUGCUGAAGACAGCCUUAUUUUUAGGGGAGAAACUCAGAUAACGGAAGCAUUGAUGUCUUGUAACACGCCGUAUGAUUUUUUUUUCAUUUUAUUUUACAUCAGAUCUAAAAAAGCAAAUUGUAGAACAAAGUAA
This is a messenger RNA of Parnassius apollo (apollo), 459 nucleotides long. NCBI's taxonomy places the organism in Eukaryota, Metazoa, Arthropoda, Insecta, Lepidoptera, Papilionidae. The record is from the annotation of a GenBank genome assembly.